AAGCGCUGGCAGUGGCAUUGAUGUGAUAAAUGCGACAGUUUGAAAGCAAUGCAGGUGAGAACUAGUUAGUAUGGAUGUUAACACAGCGUCAGUGGCUCUCAGUGGUCAAAAGUAGAAGACUGUAUGCCGCCAGAAAGGAUUUUUUUUUAUUAUCAAACUUUAAAGGCGGGCAUAACAAUCUCAGCGGCAUUGAUGGAGGUGUCGGUGUGUAGUAUAAAAGGAAGUCUUAAUGACCGGGCUUCCAUGGUCUCCGGGGGGUUUACUCUACUCAGGGGGGCGGUGCACUUCUCCAGACCCCUCCCGCCCCCAAAAGCCGCUCCACAAACAGUGACCAGCAGACAGACUGGCAGUCGGGAUCUUCUCCCACAUCCAGCGGUCACCGCUGCGCCCCAUGCCCGCGGCCUCUCCGGGAUAGAGCGCCACCAAACGAGCGUCCGUGCGUUCAGCGAAGCGGUCAGCAGGCUGGAAGUCCGCGGCGUCCGGCCGAACAUGCUGGAAAACGGGAGGAAGGUGUACAAGGAGGGUCUGCUGGAGAAGCGGAGCGACGGGCUGCUGCAGCUCUGGAAGAAGAAGCAUUGCGUCCUGACCGAGGACGGCGUGCUGCUGCUGCCGCCCAAGCAGCAUGAUCACCCGCAGCAGCAGCAGCAGCACGGUGGCGGCGGGGACGCGGGCAAAGUCAAGGAGCUCCACUUCGCCAACAUGAAGACGGUGGACUGCGUGGAGCGGAAGGGCAAGUACGUGUACUUCACCGUGGUCAUGACGGAGGGGAAGGAGAUCGACUUCAGGUGUCCGCAGGACGAGGGCUGGAACGCGGAGAUCACCUUGCAGAUGGUGCAGUACAAGAACCGGCAGGCGAUCCUGGCGGUCAAGUCCACCCGGCAGAAGCAGCAGCUGCUCGUCGUGCAGAUGCCCGGACAGAAGACCGUCCGGAGCUCCCCGAGCGUGGCGUGACCCGCGGCGAGGCUACAGCGGUGAAUUUGACACUCAGCCGAGAAAGAAUAUGUACCCAGGCUUCAUCUCCCCCUGCUGCUGCUUCACCAAGCACCAUCCUCCAGGAGAACCCCCCCCCCCCCACCUCGUUUCAUGUUGAGGUCUCCACACACCAGCCCCCACCCUUCGAUACAGAGACUUACUUCACAAAAGACUGAUGGACUAAAAGCAUGUGAGAGAACAUCUGUAUUCUACCGUGCAAUGGGUUUGUCCCUUAUUUAUUAGAUGUGUACAUAUAUUUUUUUAUAAAAAUGUUCUGUCUUUGAAUGUCAAGUGUGGGAGUUGCUGGAGUUGAACACAAAGCGUUCGAUCGACGUAGGAACGCCUCACAAACUGGAACCUGAGGGGAACGUUUUGUGAUGUUCCCUAAAGGUUGCAAAGCCUGAAACCUUCAAGAGAUCUCGAUGAGGGAAGGCCCACCUAAUGCCACGGUGGUUCUUCUCGUAGCUUUUAGGGAGGAUUCUGCUGUUUCCUGGGACGUUGCCCACCUUGGAAUGGUUUCUGUAGGUUAGUCGAACCAGCUUCUAAUGUGAAUAAAACGUGUCUAUACUCCUGGUUUUUACAUCUAACAGAGCCAAAGACUCAUUUGAUACAUUUCUGUUAUUGUGCAGUGUUUCUCCCCACUACACUAAACAUGUAUAGAUGGAGAAUAUGAUCCUGCUCUACAUAUGAACAAUUGGUUUUCUAUGCUUGAUUACAACAGUGUAUCCUAGUGUUUCCAUUGUGUGCUUCAGUUGUUUUCCUCAGUUUUAUUUUGCUACAUUUGUAAAUUGAAGGGAAAUCUGUUGCUAUGGUCUUAAGUGUAGGGUACUCUGGCUUAUUAACCAUAUACAACAGUGUUAAACUGACCAUUUGAAAAAUUGAGCUGCUUCAGAGACAGUUUCAGUGCUUGGAUUACGUCUUAGCUGAAACUUAACAUUGUAUUACACAUAGUUAGACAUCUAUCUAAAAGAGCCAAACUAGAAUUGUCACAAUCUAUAAAAUUGGUGCUAUGUCAUGAGGUUUGUUCUUCUGAAUAAGAAAUUCUGUCAAAGCUUAUUUUCUGGGCAAAAGGAGCUAGUAAGUUAACUACUAAGCAAGCCUUUAUGAAUGCAGAAGAAGAAAUUCCUGCUGGAAAUUCCUGCACAAAUAAUAAAUCAGAUUUCUAAUUUGUUAAAUCAAAAGCGUCUAAGCAACUCCUUGUUCAAAAUCCAAUAUGGCUGCCCCAUAAAGUUGUGGGGCCGAACUGCUUAGUAGCACUUCUGACAUGAAGUAUCCUGUAGAGUUUAAACACAUAUCCGGACCAGAAAACCAGUGUGAUAUGCAUGUAUUGCAAAUAGUAGUUAACAAAAGAGUUUGUAUUAAAUCAAACUGGUUUUGUAACUUGGAAUUAAAACAAAGUCAAUGGAAAUUCACCCCUUAGUCAUUUUGCAGCUUUGUAGUUUUGGUUUGCCCAUGCAACAUUUUUAGGUACAAAAUGGUCCAUUCCACCCACCUACAUUGACAACCGAUGGUUCGAAGUAUUUUUCAUAUUUAAUUAUUCCCAAAUAUAGAAAAGGUUUUGUGAUUCUAGUACAUAUCAGGGGUCAUAACCCUGUUUCUUUUUAAAUAAUUUGACCCAAACAUGGCUCAGAACUAGAAUAAAUGGAAAUUGGGUUUAAGUUUCAGAAAAUGGUGUAACACUAUAUUGUACAGAGAGAGAUUUUCUUAGCUAUCUCUAAAAUGAUUGAGUUAGCAAAAAAUGGAUGCCCAAUUGAUCAAGUACGUGGGCAAAAGGGUUUAUAGUUAGAAAAUGGAAGUAUGAAACAACAAAACGGUGCCAUUAGUGCAACUGAAGCUUUUUUUCCCCCGAGACAGAACGUAGCAAUUUUGCAAGCUAAGCUGGCUUGCUAGCUGUUUGCUGUUGUUUACAACAGCUUUACCAGAACAGUAUAAUUAGGAUGUCUUCCAUUUGUGUUUACCCAUUGGAAUUUUAGAAGCAUCUAAGUGAGAAAACUAAGUGGAAAAGUCCUCUAAAGUCAGAGUUCAAAACUUGGACGGACAAAUGUUCCUCAACACGCUGAUCUCAGAAUCCAAAAUUACUUGUAUAUCAUAAAACAUGUCUUUUACAAAGUAUUUUUGCACAAAUCUUUUAUUGACAGGGUUGCUACAGCAUAUACGGGCAUAAAUAAUUCUCAGCCAAAAGCUAUUAGCUUGUAUUGCUAAUAUUUGCCUUACAACUGGAUUUUUUUUUUAGCCUUGUAUUAGUCUAGACACUCAGCACAGCUAUCGGUUAAUAUUUCUGAGCUAAACUGAAUUAAUACUGCCUUGCAAACUGUUGGGUGCAAAAUCUUCACAUUAACAUGUAAACUAAUUAUUGUCCAUUACUGAUAACUAGACCCAGAUGGGUUUUGUAUGACUCAAGUAACAAAAUAGCAUGUAAGAAGAAUUUACAUUGUAGUAAUUGCAUAUGGAAGGAAACAAAUAUGUACUCUAGUCACUGGUGCAGCUCAGUUUUUUAACAUCUGGUAAAAAUCACUGAUUCACUUGAUUUAUUUGACGGCAUCAAGGAGUUUUGAUGACAAAGUAACCAUAAUCAAUAAUCGGCUACAUCUAAAAUUGUUGGUACAGAGUAGCAUUUAGUGACGCAUGUCAGGCAGUAGCCCCAGAAAUGUCUCAUGUUGCACCAGGAUAUGCUUUAUCUCACGGUGGCUCAUGAUGUUUCCUUUUUCCGGGGAGGGUCUCCCACCGCUUGCCAGUGUAUCACAGUUGAUCCAACACAUGCCUCUGUGUUGCUGUCAUCUCCCACACAGGGCCUUAGCUGUGCCCUUUAUCUGCCAUGGCCGGCGUGAUGCUUCUCCAACAUGCCUUCCAGUUUCCAUCAUUCCGCACCGUUCGGAACCACUGUCCAAUUUCUUAUUUCCACAGAGUUUUAUUUUCAUACCUCAAAAAGAUACAUUCCAUUAAAAAACAAGCAAAAGCAAAAAC
Messenger RNA from Fundulus heteroclitus (mummichog), 3936 nucleotides. RefSeq names its product pleckstrin homology-like domain, family A, member 1 (gene phlda1). The record is from RefSeq and is a predicted model, not a curated record. Gene Ontology annotation, molecular function: phosphatidylinositol phosphate binding. The coding region runs from base 124 to 951 and encodes 275 amino acids. The transcript has 2 exons. Gene Ontology annotation, biological process: positive regulation of apoptotic process. NCBI's taxonomy places the organism in Eukaryota, Metazoa, Chordata, Actinopteri, Cyprinodontiformes, Fundulidae.